Lolium rigidum is the source of this 1462-nucleotide messenger RNA. Its product is annotated as B-box zinc finger protein 22-like. Bases 16 to 1113 code for a protein of 365 amino acids. Gene Ontology annotation, biological process: photomorphogenesis; regulation of DNA-templated transcription. Gene Ontology annotation, molecular function: zinc ion binding. The record is from RefSeq and is a predicted model, not a curated record. Gene Ontology annotation, cellular component: nucleus. The transcript has 3 exons. Lineage: Eukaryota; Viridiplantae; Streptophyta; Magnoliopsida; Poales; Poaceae.
AAACCCUAGCGAGCGAUGAAGAUCCAGUGCAACGCGUGCGGGGCGGCGGAGGCGCGGGUGCUCUGCUGCGCCGACGAGGCCGCGCUCUGCGACGCCUGCGACAAGGAGGUCCACGCCGCCAACAAGCUCGCGGGGAAGCACCAGCGCGUGCCGCUGCUCCCCGACGCCGCGCCGCCCUCUGCGCCCAGCGCGCCGCCCAAGUGCGACAUCUGCCAGGAGGCUUCUGGAUACUUCUUCUGCCUGGAGGACCGUGCUCUACUUUGUAGAGAUUGUGAUGUUGCUAUACACACAGUAAAUUCCUUUGUUUCAGUGCAUCAAAGGUUCCUGCUGACAGGAGUUCAAGUUGGCCUUGAACCUGCUGAUCCAGUUCCACCUAUUGCUGACAAGCAUGUUAACGCUUCUAGUGGAUCAGUGAAUUCACAACAGAAACACUUGGCGAGGAAAAAUCCUACAGUCUUACUUUCAGGUGAAAGCAGUGUAUCUAUACCAAGCCAAAAUGCAAUCAGUGGAGAUUAUUCUAGGCAGAUUGAUGUUCCAAAUACCAAGACAGCAAUGGUCAACUGGACUAUGGACAAUAGUGCAAUUAGGUCGGCAGAGCAUCCACCUAAGUACCUGUCAGAUGCAAGUUCAAAACAUUUGCUACCUAGUCAGACCACAGCAGCCUUAUCCAAUCAAAUGAACAGAGAUAGUGACCCAGCAUACAACUUACCAUUUUCAGGUGGUAAUGGGUCAAAUGGCUUACCUGAUUGGCCUGUCGAUGAAUUCUUUAGUAACUUCGAAUAUGGCCCAAACUUUGGCUUUACUGAGCAUGGUUCUUCAAAGGGUGACAAUGCAAAGUUGGGGAGCGCUGAGGGAUCUCCACAGUGCCGCCUAGCUGAAGGCCUGUUUGCGGAAGACCUGUUAGGCCAAGUACCUGGAUUUGAUGCAGAAGAUACGUGGGUGGUGCCCGAGGUUCCCUCACCACCAACAGCCUCGGGUCUCUGCUGGCAAGGGAAUUUGCGUUACCCUGUGUACGACAAUGCCAUGUUCGUCCCUGAAAUUCCCUCCCUGCAGAGCUCCCAGGACCACUAUACUGUAUCUUCCGGCUCCAAACGCCGAAGGAGAGAGUUUUGAGUAACCCAAAGAGCAAGCACAGGACAUCCAGGUCAAGGAGGGUGUCUUGAAAGAGGUUUCCUGUUAAGCCAAACCGCAUAAAACUGGUCUUGUUGAUCACUCAAAUGGAUGAAUUCUUUGCUAGUCAGUAAAAAAAUUAUGUUGUAAUGCUUUGACGAUUUUUUGUUUCUAAAGAUUAUGGUGAGUGAGUUGUUGUGAGCUGUGAGACAACAGACUUAUGAACUGUUAGGUACAUUUGUGUAUAGGGAAAAUGAAGAUGAACAUCCAUAACACCAUGUAUCAUAAUUGUACACCUACUGCCUUGGUUACACUAGGGCAAUGAACCGAAGGAGUAGCUGUGUGAACUGUU